Schizosaccharomyces osmophilus is the source of this 1068-nucleotide messenger RNA. It is a transcript of the gene dcc1, whose product is annotated as Ctf18 RFC-like complex subunit Dcc1. Gene Ontology annotation, biological process: maintenance of mitotic sister chromatid cohesion; mitotic sister chromatid cohesion. Gene Ontology annotation, cellular component: chromosome, centromeric region; Ctf18 RFC-like complex; chromatin. Bases 1 to 1068 code for a protein of 355 amino acids. The record is from RefSeq and is a predicted model, not a curated record. NCBI's taxonomy places the organism in Eukaryota, Fungi, Ascomycota, Schizosaccharomycetes, Schizosaccharomycetales, Schizosaccharomycetaceae. The transcript is spliced from 4 exons.
AUGGAAGAAGAUCCAGCAAGCCAGAGGAUACCCUUAAAGUUUUCUGAAUACGAAGAAGAGCCAGAGUUUUUACUUCUUGAGCUAGACAAGGAACUACAAAAUAUAAUAGAACAAAAUCCAGAUGAACAAGUAGUUUUGAAAGCAGGGUCAGACUCGAAAUCCUCGGUUUUGUGCACGAGUAAUAGUACAUAUUCUGUUCGCCAAUUAAUUCAAUCCAACUCAUUAUUGCUCUUUCAGUCCUCUCAUCCCUCGGAAUGGACUUUGCAAGAUUCAAAACAUAGCUACUUGGAACUUGAACAGAUUUAUGGGUCCAUCAUAAUUGAAGACAAAAUUUCCUAUUGGGAUGAAGAUGCUUUUGAGAAGAUUCCUUCAUCGAUAUCCUUCCAAGAAUUUAUUUGUCAAGUACCAGCUAGUGAAAACGAAAUAAAAUCCUUUUUAGGAUCAAAUUUUAUUAUGAAGAAAGAUAAUACUCUUUACAGGAUGUCCCCUUCUUAUAUCAUGACACUCAUGGAUUGGAUAUUCGCGGUAAUCCACCAACUUCGUGCCGACUUCUCCACUAUCAAUGUUGAAAAGUUCAAAGAAUUAGCUAGGGCAGAUGAAAUUGAUACCGAUGCUAUAAUCUCAGUUUUGUGGAGUAUCUCAAGAACUCCUUUCUUGAGCCCAGUGGACACAGUCGUCAUUAACAAAAGUCUGGUUUGCUUUUGGAUUGGUCGUUUUUUAUUGGAAGAUGUCAUCACCAUAGAGAUUUCUCGGUUUCUAUUAAAAUGGAGAGAAAAGCUUCCUGAGAAUUGCAAGGAUCUUGUGUCACUAGAUAUCCUAAAGGGAUUCUAUUUUUAUACAGGCGCCGACAUGAUACAGUAUUUUUCUUCCUCUCAGCUACCUCGGGACCCUACUCGCUGUUUUCAAGUUUUAUUUCAAGCCAAAUCCAAAUGGCUAUAUGACGAAAUAUGGCCGUUUGUUGAAACUUUAGCGGUAGACAAAAGCAAAGUAGAAGCUCUACUUUUAAAAUAUGGCAGAAAGCAAGUUACGAAAAACGGUGUGUAUAUAAAUAGUAGAAGUACUUGGUAA